Molecule: messenger RNA, 1497 nt
Organism: Drosophila novamexicana
Lineage: Eukaryota; Metazoa; Arthropoda; Insecta; Diptera; Drosophilidae
Gene: shf
Product: protein shifted
Exons: 8
Coding region: 97-1437 (446 amino acids)
Biological process (GO): anatomical structure development
Cellular component (GO): cell surface; extracellular region
Molecular function (GO): signaling receptor binding
Source: RefSeq, a predicted model, not a curated record
GGUUUCGAACGGUACUACUCGUAGUCCUCUGCAAACGAAUUUGCAAAACUAAAAUAAUUUUUGUUGCUGUUACAUUAAUGGUUUAAGCCAAUAAAUAUGCCACAGCAGGGAUUUGGUUGCUUUGUCAAGUGGUUCUAUGUGGUGCUAAUUGUGCAAACCUUGUUGUGCAUCGGCCAGCUCGAGUGUCGCCAGCAUCACAAUCGCAACAACAACAAUAAUAACAAUAACAAAAACAACAACAACAAUAGACGAGGCGAAUCGGCCAGCUCGGAGGAGAACCAGAGCCAUGGCGAUGAUGUCAUCGAUAACUUUGCGGACAACGACAGCAGCAUUGCCGCUGGCCAUGGACACCGGCGUGGUCCGCGCAAGAAACAGCAGGGCAACAACAAUCACAAUCGCCACAAUCGCAUGGAGGAGCAGGGCAUCUCACUCUGGAUCAAUGAGCAGCAGCUCAAGAUGCUAAGCGCGCUCUACUUUCCGCAGGGCUACUCGGAUCGCAUCUAUGCCAUACACAACGGUCGUGUGACGAACGAAAUGCGCGACACGACAUUCUAUAGCUAUCUGGUGAUACCGUCCGAGGUGAACUAUGUGAAUUUCACAUGGAAAUCGGGUAGACGCAAGUAUUCCUAUGAUUUUGAUCGACUGCAAACGAUGGACGAGAGCAUUUUAAAGGCGCCAACGCUCUCGAUCAAGAAAAGCGGACGCAUACCGCAGGAGCAGAAAAAUUUUAGCAUAUUCCUGCCCUGCACCGGAAACAGCUCGGGCACUGCAUCAUUCAAUGUGGGCCUAAAGAUACAGACUCGCAAUAAGGAACCGCUUUUGGGCACACCCAUACGUCUCAACUUCAAAAAGGAAUGCGCACAUAGAGGUGUGUAUGAUAUAGACGCUUCCAACCCUACUUCACUAACAACUUUGCAAGCUCCCGAUCCAGAAUGCAGUUUAAAAUGUGGCAAGAAUGGGUAUUGCAACGAGCAUCAUAUCUGCAAGUGCAACGUCGGCUAUACGGGCCAAUAUUGUGAGACGGCCUUCUGUUUUCCGCAGUGUCUGAACGGCGGCAAUUGCACGGCGCCGUCGGUUUGCACCUGCCCCGAGGGCUAUCAGGGCACACAGUGUGAGGGCGGUAUUUGCAAAGAGAAGUGCCGGAAUGGCGGCAAAUGCAUACAAAAGGACAAAUGCCAAUGCUCAAAAGGAUAUUACGGCCUGCACUGUGAAUAUUCCAAGUGCGUGAUACCCUGCAAGAAUGGCGGCCGCUGCAUUGGCAACAAUAUGUGCCGCUGUCCGAACGGGCUGCACGGCAAUCAUUGCGAAAUUGGACGCAAACAGCGCUCCACCUGCAAGUGCGGCAAUGGCCGCUGCAUGGGCAACAAGGAGUGCAAGUGCCAGGACGGUUACCAAGGUCGCCACUGUAGACGCCGCAUUCCAAAUCGUGCGCAUUGAGCGCUGAACUGGGCCCGAGGGACACGCAACUGAAAUGUGACAUGUAGCAUACACAUGGAA